Molecule: messenger RNA, 1128 nt
Organism: Fragaria vesca subsp. vesca
Lineage: Eukaryota; Viridiplantae; Streptophyta; Magnoliopsida; Rosales; Rosaceae
Product: pentatricopeptide repeat-containing protein At4g38150-like
Exons: 2
Coding region: 34-963 (309 amino acids)
Molecular function (GO): protein binding
Source: RefSeq, a predicted model, not a curated record
GAGGAAUCAAAUUGAUCAAAAUCCACAGAGGCCAUGCCAUCGUUUCAUGCCCGGGUUCCGAAGCACAUCUUCUCCACAGUUUCUAACUCUCUUGGCCACUCAAAACUACGUCGUUUUAGCUCCGGAACUGAUCGCGGCCGUGAAAUGGAGGCUCCGGCGAAACAACCGCCGGAGCCGAUACCCAAUAGGCCGUUAAGAGGCCAGAGAGCGUCGAAUCCCCAACCCAAUUUAGAAAGAAGGAGAGAGAGCCCUCCCAAUUUGGAGAGGAGGAGGGAGAACCCUAAUCCGCCAUUGCAGGACAGCAGUUUUCUUGAGAAGCUGAAAAUGGGUCUUGAGAAGUCGAAGAGAGAGAAGCCACAGGAAGCGGCGGAGCCACCGCCGCCGCAGCCGCAGCCGACGGAGGAGGCCAAUGAGAUAUUCAAGAAGAUGAAGGAGACGGGUCUGAUUCCCAAUGCGGUGGCAAUGCUUGAUGGGCUCUGUAAAGAUGGGCUGGUCCAGGAGGCAAUGAAGCUUUUCGGGUCGAUGCGCGAAAAGGGGACUAUUCCUGAGGUGGUGAUAUACACUGCUGUGGUGGAGGGAUUCUGCAAAGGCCGGAAGCCCGAAGAUGCUAAGAGGGUUUUCAGGAAGAUGCAGAGCAAUGGGAUUGUUCCGAAUGCGUUUAGUUACAAUGUGAUGGUGCAGGGGCUGUGUAGGUGUGAGAAGAUGAAGGAUGCUGCUGAGUUCUGUGGGGAAAUGUUGGAAGCGGGUCACUCGCCGAAUGUGACUACUUUUGUGGGGUUGGUUGAUGGGGUGUGCAAGGAAAAUGGGGUGGAAGGAGGUGAGAGUGUGAUUGGGAAGUUGAAGCAGAGGGGAUAUGUGGUUAAUGAGAAGGCUGUUAGGGAGUUUUUGGAUAAAAGGGCAUCGUUUUCGCCAAUGGUUUGGGAAGCUAUCUUUGGGAAGAACCAUUCAAAGAAACUUUUUUGAGUUGAAUUGCUUCUUGGAAGUAUAAGAAAUUGUUCAACAAUUGAGAUUCAACUCAACAUCAUAAACUACCGUGCUUCUGGUGUUUCUGUAGAUGUAGAAUCUAGCAUGGACCUGCAUUUGCAUGCUUAAUCUGUUGGAGUAACAAUAAACAAUAGUUAAGGAAUG